GCACGAAAGCGAGGGACUUUCUCUCUCCUCCGCCUUCUCCUCCCACUCCUUCGUAUAUUGGAACGUCCAUUGUUAGUGGGGAGGAAGGACUCACACUCGCCAUUUUGGGGACGAAUUUCGGGUCAAGAAAUGUUUUGAAUCUACCCCCAAAAUGUGUCUUUCUUGAUCGAGUUUGGGUCCAACCUAUUCCCCCCCAAUUCAAAGGCGAGCCUAGGCCUUUCAUCUUGCCCUCAAGCUCCUGUAUGGGCGGAGAUCAAGCCCAAGUUAUACCGGUCAUGUGAUUCGAGAAGCUCGGCCAUUCCAACCAAGAACAUGGCGUCGUUUGUCUAUUCCGUGAAGGAUUUCGUGACCUCCAAGAUCACGCCUGAUUGUCUCAAAGCCUCUGCUGAGGAGCUGAAGACCUUUGCGAAAUCGAAAACGGGUGGGGGAAACCCUGAUCCAACCGCGCUGGAUCCUGAUGAUCCACGGAACCGAGGCAAGAUCACCGAAUGGGAAGCAGGAUGGAAUGUGACCAAUGCCAUUCAGGGUAUGUUCAUUGUCUCCUUACCUUACGGGGUGAUGCACGGCGGCUAUUGGGCGAUAUUGGCUAUGGUGGGGAUCGCCCAUAUUUGCUGCCACACUGGUAAGAUCCUGGUUGAGUGUCUCUAUGAGAAGAAUGACGAGGGCGAGCUCGAGAAGGUCCGGUUCAGCUACAACGACAUUGCUAAGGAAUGCUUUGGAAAGCAGUAUGGCGGGAAGAUCGUCAAUGCGGCUCAACUGAUCGAAUUGCUCAUGACCUGCAUCCUGUACGUGGUGCUUUGCGGGGAUCUUCUCAUGGGAGCGUUCCCCAAUGGCAUCAUCGACACUCGUUCUUACAUGAUGAUCUGUGGAGCUAUUCUCCUUCCAACGGCCUUCCUUAAGAACCUCCGGAACGUGUCCAGCUUAAGUUUCUAUAACGGGAUCGUCCACACGGUGAUCAACGCCGUCAUCAUCGGCUAUUGUCUGACCCAGGCACACAAGUGGGCCUUCUCCAAGGUCACCUUCCAAAUCAACAUCUUAUCGUUUCCCAUUGCCCUGGGCGUGAUCGUGUUCAGCUACACCUCGCAAAUCUUCUUGCCCACUUUGGAGGGAAGCAUGAUUGACAAGUCCAAGUUCCAUUGCAUGCUGAACUGGUCCCACAUAGCGGCUGCCGUGUUCAAGGCUUUGUUUGGCUACAUCGGUUUUCUAACCUGGCAAGAGGAUACCCAAGAGGAAGUGGUCAAUAACUUGGACCAAACCCUGAAAACCAUCGUCAAUAUCAUCCUGGUGGUGAAGGCUUUGCUCUCCUACCCAUUGCCCUACUACGCUGCUUGCGAACUCGUUGAAACGGAGAUGUUCCAGGGCAAACCUGAGACCAUGUUCCCCACUAUUUGGGCUUUAGACGGCGAGCUCAAGCUUUGGGGAUUGGGCUUCCGAGUGAUGAUGGUGGUGGUCACCAUUGUGUUUGCCGUAGUGAUCCCGCAUUUCACCAUCUUGAUGGGCUUCAUCGGCAGUUUCACGGGAUGUUUCCUCUCGUUCAUCUGGCCGAGCUUUUUCCAUUUGAAGCUACGUCGGCACGUCAUGAGUUGGUCCACCUUGGUUUACGAUAUGUUCAUCAUCUUCUUGGGGGUUGGCUUUGGCCUCUGUGGCAUGUACUACUCGGGGCGGGCUAUGCAGCGGGCCUUCGAGUUGGGCGUGCCUGUUUGAGCGGGUAAGUGCGCGAUUUGCCUCUUCCACCGUUCCUCGCCAUACCUAUUUUCCCUCGUGAUCUAGUGAACACGUUCGAUCUCAACGGAUUUCAAAUCUUAGCUGUAUGUAAGUUGUAACCCAUGUCUUCCAGAAAAAAAAUCGAUACAUUCCAGUCUUCCACUAAUCCACAUGUUGAAUCUUUGAAAGCGCCUUUAUGUACGCGUUCUUGUUGAUACUUCAUAAAUAAGAAAUAAACACGUUUUUUUCCA
This is a messenger RNA of Tigriopus californicus, 1955 nucleotides long. RefSeq names its product vesicular inhibitory amino acid transporter-like (gene VGAT). Gene Ontology annotation, cellular component: vacuolar membrane. The coding region runs from base 313 to 1704 and encodes 463 amino acids. Lineage: Eukaryota; Metazoa; Arthropoda; Copepoda; Harpacticoida; Harpacticidae. Gene Ontology annotation, molecular function: amino acid transmembrane transporter activity. Gene Ontology annotation, biological process: amino acid transmembrane transport. The record is from RefSeq and is a predicted model, not a curated record. The transcript is spliced from 2 exons.